UAAGGAGUGCACGUGGUUUAUUCUGCUUCUGGCUAUUCUAACGGAUACCUGACUUAUUUUUUUGAAACAGAACAUUUACUUUGUUCAAAUGCGUGUACGCGCGUAGAAUUGUUUUGUAUUGUCCACCGGAAGCGGAAAUUGGCUGAAGCGUUUCUUUGAGGGUGAAGAUCUAGGCGGAAAGAGUAAAACAGGAGGGAAGCAGUGAACGGUUAAUAGAAAAUGGCAGCGUACCAAAUAAGUAUGAUCUGGAGUGUGACAAAGUGGGGCUGCUGGAAAAAUGCGCCCUAGAAGACAUGAAAGUGAGUGACCCUGUGACAUUUAUUCUUGUUGCAUCGAGAAGAGACCUUUUUUCCAAGUUUGUAUAACCGUGUAGGUAAAAUGGCUGAGUUGGUGCACUACAUUCAUCUUCAGAACUUUAGCAAAUCCCUCUUGGAAAUAUUAAAUGGGCAGCGUUUAGGUGGCCAUUUCUGUGAUGUAACUGUACACAUUCAUGAUACCACACUUAGAGCACAUCGCUGCGUACUAGCUGCUGGAAGUCCCUUCUUUCAUGACAAGUUACUCCUGGGUUACACUGAAAUUGAGGUGCCUCCUGUUGUUCCUGCUCAAAUUGUUCAGCAGCUGGUGGAAUUCAUGUAUAGCGGUUCCUUGGUCGUAGCUCAGUCAGAAGCGCUUCAGAUUCUUACAGCUGCAAGCAUUUUGCAGAUUAAGACAGUUAUCGAUGAAUGCACACAGAUAAUUUCACAAAGUAGGACUUCCAAGCCUGUAAGCAUACAGUGCAUACCAAACAGGAUUGCAUCUGAUACUAAACCCAUUGAACAGUUGAGAAAUGAGAGUGCAUUGUGCAGGCAAGUAAAGAAUCAGAGCUGUGGACCCACUAUACGAGCAAUUGAGGCAAGUGUUUCAGCCCAACUUGGAUUUUUGAGUGAUACGGUGAAAGCUGUGUGCACUCCUGAAAUUCGUUACAAACUUAGAGAUCUUCUGUCUUCUCAACGACAGCAAGUAGAGGUCAGAGGGAGAUCUGUGUCUGAUAGUGAUAUCACAACUCCAAGUGAUACUGCUGCCAACAGUGAAAGAGUGACUCCUUCAUAUAACCUACAGACUGAGAUGCCACAAGGCUGUCAUAGCCGCAAACAGAGGCAGCCAGUGAGACUGCAAAUUCUGGACUCCAUUCCAGUGGUAAUUAAGGAUGAAGAAGAUGAAGAUGCGAGCUGUUAUGGUAACACAAGGUCAAGCAUUGGUGAUCAGACAUCUGGCUUCUCAAAUUGCAAUGAAAUCACAAAAGUUGAGAAUAAUGAUGAAUCUUUGAUGAUUGGCAAUAUUACUUCGGGUGAAAUAAAGGAGACUGGAGGGCAAGUGGAAUUUAAUCCCGAAGGACAAGAUUUUUUUAACAACAGGGAAGUGUUCUCAGAAACUUUUAUUCCACCUUGGCAAGGAGAAGAAGUGAUGAGUGUUGCAAGAGAGUGUUCUGUGGAUAGUGAUCAGAAAAUUUCAAGUAACUGUACCCUUGAAGUAUCAGGAAUAAGAAACGUACCACUGUCAAACCAGGAGUUCAAAACAUCUCCUUCCUUCUCUUCAAGAAAUGCUGAACAGCGGACUGUUGGCCACACUGCAUCUAAUAUCCAGCGAGAGCAUAAAAUGCCCAUUGUCUCGGGAGUUACCUCUGCUGCAUCAAGUAUAUAUCAGUUUCAUGUUGCCCAUCACUCCCAGACGCAACCAGUAAUUGGUCAGGGAUACUAUAGUAUCCAACAUGACUCUGCGCACACAGUUCAUAUGAGUCCAAGUGUGGGGUCAAGUAUCCAAAAGUCUGAGCCAGGAGGGCUGCCUGUUCGAAGGACUGACCCAGCCUAUGAGUGUACACACUGCCAGAAAACGUUUAGUUCCAGAAAGAAUUACACCAAGCAUUUAUUCAUCCACACAGGAGAAAAACCUCAUCAGUGCAGUGUUUGUUGGCGUUCCUUCUCUCUACGAGACUAUCUCCUGAAGCACAUGGUGACACAUACGGGGGUGCGUGCCUUUCAAUGUUCCAUAUGCAACAAGCGAUUCACUCAAAAGAGCUCCCUCAAUGUUCACAUGCGCACCCAUCGCCCUGAGCGUUUCCAGUGCAGUAUUUGCAACAAGCAUUUCUCUCAUCGUACACUGCUUGAGCGGCACAUGACAACACACACAGUGGUCAACAGUGUAACUGCAGGAAAUCCACAAGAACUUAGUUCAGGAAGUGAAGUAAAAAGUUUACAACAGUUCCCAGAGCAAAGUGGAAAUGGGUUGUUGUUAUGAGCGAGUGAGAAAAAAGUUCCCUGAAUUCAUCAGAAUACAGAUGUAUGGGAGUAGAAUGUCAUGAGGAAAACCUGUAUAGGCGAUGUCCUGUGUUUAAGUGCAUGUACUGUACGGUUUGCAUAAAAACCAUGGUUUUAGGAACUUUACCGUUUCAACACCGUAUGUGAAAGAUGGUGUCCUUCCAGUUAUUGGAGGCUUGAAAAACAUUUCAAGAGAAAUUUAGGUUGCUGUAUCUAUUGACUGAUGUAUACAAAUAUAUGCACUGUGACAAGAUUUUAGUUAUACAAAAAUUUUUUUACUUUUUUAAAACUGCAUCUUGUACUAGAAUGCAGCAGUCAUCUUCCACAUGGUUCAUUGAUGGAUAAGUAUGUUUUAAAAACAUGUUUGUAAUUUAAACCUUUAGCCACUGUGGGGGGUUAGCAUUUCAUUUUCCUAAUGCUGCAGAGCUGAUUUUAAUACAGAACUGUAAACUUGCCACAGUUGCACUAUAACUUUUGUUAAUGACAGUUAUGCACGCUUGCUGUCAUUAAUUUGACACAUUUCUCCCCAACUUAUCUGCCUAUACCUUGUAUGUAAGGGAAAGGGCAACGUGUGUUCACUAAAUCACAGCAUUGCUUCUUGUAAGAAGCUACUUUCUACUGUAUUUUACUGUAUUUAUAAAUGGCUUAACUGUUAA
Messenger RNA from Protopterus annectens (West African lungfish), 2950 nucleotides. RefSeq names its product zinc finger and BTB domain containing 45 (gene ZBTB45). The record is from RefSeq and is a predicted model, not a curated record. Gene Ontology annotation, molecular function: protein binding. Bases 379 to 2274 code for a protein of 631 amino acids. Gene Ontology annotation, biological process: negative regulation of transcription by RNA polymerase II; regulation of immune system process; regulation of cytokine production. Lineage: Eukaryota; Metazoa; Chordata; Ceratodontiformes; Protopteridae. The transcript is spliced from 3 exons.